Cadophora gregata is the source of this 3553-nucleotide messenger RNA. RefSeq lists its product as uncharacterized. The coding region runs from base 810 to 2282 and encodes 490 amino acids. The transcript has 4 exons. Gene Ontology annotation, cellular component: fungal-type vacuole membrane. The record is from RefSeq and is a predicted model, not a curated record. Lineage: Eukaryota; Fungi; Ascomycota; Leotiomycetes; Helotiales; Ploettnerulaceae. Gene Ontology annotation, biological process: transmembrane transport. Gene Ontology annotation, molecular function: transmembrane transporter activity.
GUUCUUCGGGUGUUCUUUCUCGUGUCUCAGUGAUGCCACUUCCUGGACUGGAUGCACUGUCGUCUGUGCUGCCCCACAUCAUGACCUUAAAUCCGACAUUUACGCUGCGUACCUAGGUACUCUUCAGCUGUCGAUGUGUAAUGGUCAUCAACGGUAAGGCUAAUUCCAAAGCGGAAAUUUUUGUAAUUCUGCAUUUGUUAUACCGAUCACAAGGUUCGGCAAGGGACAUGCAGGAUAAGCGCUCGAGAGUACGCAUGCUCUCCGAAACCGAGCAAUCGGGAAAGCUGAGCAGAGCAAUCGCAUGCUAUCAAGACAUCGCUUCUGUCAGCUCUCAACUGGUCCUCUUUCUUCGGCUCGAUUGUCCCGAUUCCCGGAUCCGAGGAUUCUAGAAUAAACAAAGCAAAAACCCGAGGCCAAGUCAAAGCUCCCCCUCUCACUCGAAAGGUUUUUUGAACGCUUGUAUGACAUGUGGGCAAGGGUGUUCCUUUUGCUUUCUACAUCGCUUCAAACUCCUUGUCCACAUGUCAUAUAAGUGUUCAAAAUAUCUUUGAAAACAUUUCGGGCAACUCGUACCUACCUACCGAAAGCCCGCAAGGGCGAGUCUAGGAUUCGGCCGAGUCACGUGUCUCUCUGAAAGUCCAAAAGGUCUGUUAGUAGGCGGAGCUAGGAGGCCGCCGAAAAAUGGAUCCAAGAUAAAUACUUUUCCCCCGCUCUUACUCCAACUUUUUUUCUCCAUAACUCAUCCUUGUUUGUCUCUUUCAGCGCUCAAAACAUUAUUGUGAGUCUCUUUAUAUAUUUUGGUGUAGCGAAUGCAAGGCGAGGGAAAACAUUUAGCAGAGGCCAGCUGCUCGAAAAAAUACCAACCCUCCAACAAUGAAUUCCCAUCUGCCAAGUCCCCACUCCGCACUGUUGACAAGACGGGAGUGAAGGAUGCCGACCCCUUUAUCACAGGCCCGCCGUUGAUUGAGGCAGCUUCGACUCCAGCCGUCAAUGGCUCCGGUAUACCUGAAAAGACCAAGGCACCCGAUACCGAUAGUUCGUCAAAUACCGACGAAGAGAAAGAUGAUUUCCCUGAAGGCGGGUUACGAGCUUGGCUCGUUGUCUUGGGAUCCUUCUGUGGCUCGUUUUCGGUCUUUGGAAUAAUUAACAGCACUGCUGUCUUGCUCGAGUACUUUAGUCAUCAUCAGCUACAAGAAAAUGAUGAGAGUCAGAUCGGAUGGAUCUUCGGACUUGCUCUCUUCUUGACUUUCUUCUGCGGUGCUCCUAUUGGACCUAUCUUUGACUCGUACGGACCAAGAGCCUUGAUAUUCUGCGGGAGCGUCCUCUUGGUAGCUUCUAUGUUCCUACUUGGACUCUGCACUGAAUAUUGGCACUUCAUCAUGGUCUAUAGUGUCCUGAACGGCAUUGGUGGUUGUCUAAUCAACACCCCUUGUAUCGCCUCAAUUGGUCAUUUCUUCCUCGUCAAGCGUGGCAAUGCCACGGGUAUAGCCAUGACAGCUGGAUCAAUUGGCGGUAUCAUCUUCCCAUUGAUGUUACAACGGCUAUUUCCAAGGGUUGGCUUCGCUUGGGCCACUCGGAUUCUUGGAUUCAUUCUCGUCUUCCUCCUCCUACUGGCAAAUUUGCUGGUUCGAAGCAGACUUCCUCGGAAACCAAUGGUGAGCUUCAAGAGCGUGUCGCCAGAAUUUAGUCUCUUUUAUAAAGACAUGCCGUUUGCACUUGUGUCGUUUGGGAUUUUUUUGAUGGAAUGGGGAAUUUUCGUUCCAUUGACGUACAUUACUUCAUAUGCCACGUCUCAUGGACAGAGCUCAUCCUUUGGAUUUCAGAUCAUUGCCAUAUUGAAUGCAGGAUCCUUCUUUGGACGGUUCUUCGCUGGAUUGGUCGCCGACAUGAUCGGAAGGAUGAACACACUCAUUCUCAGCAUUGGGCUCUGUAUCAUUGCUUGUCUCGCACUAUGGCUUCCAGCAGGAAAUUCCAGCGCGAUGCUUAUCGUCUUUGCCAUCAUCCUCGGAUUCGUGAGCGGCAGUAAUCUAAGUCUCAGUCCUGUCUGUGUCGGACAGCUAUGCAAGACCGAGCACUACGGUCGCUACUUCGCAACUUGCUGGAUGUUCGUAGCCUUUGGCACGCUUACUGCUCUUCCAAUUGGCGGAAAGAUCCUUACUUUGAUGGAUGGAGACUACACGGGACUGAUCGUUUUUGCUGCUGCCUCCUACCUUGGCGCUGCUCUAUGUCUCAUCGGCGCCAGGGUGUUAAAAGUUGGGUGGAAGCUGAACGUGAUCUACUAAGUGCAUGAGGGGAUAUGAAGGACGGUACUGCCCGAAAAAUCGGAGAUUAUAGGUGGAAAUUGGUAUCGUGUAUAGAGGCAGGGGAAGUUCGUUUUGAUGAAAUCUUGGGAGGUUGGAAGUUAGUUGAUGGAGAUCAUUCAUAAGUUUUCGCGAGUCACUUUUGAAGCCGUCGUCUUCUCAUUUAUAGCUUUUCCUUCUGAUUUACAAACGCACAAACUCUACGUCCUGUAAUGAUACAUUUACACUAACUGAAGAUAGCAAUAGUAAAAAUUGUCGUUAGUAAUUACCCACAUCAACUUUGUACCCCUUUUUGUGAUCCUUUGUUUCGAAACCCUCAGGCCAGUUUUCUAUAAAAGGAGGGCAGCCUCAACUAGUUCAUGAAGCACAAGCAAUCGUAGCGCAACGGGAUGACGGUAGACGGCUGGACGACCUACGGGAUGUGACUCGUGCGAGUCAACCAACGAUCGCAAGUAUCCACAGCUUACAGUAAUUAAAAAACAAUUCGGAGGAACGUGAAUCGGCAGCCGUAAAGCCAACGGACAAGAAAAGGAAGUCACAUCUCCUGAUCCUCAAAGAGGUGCGUGUGUUGAAAUCGCUUAGAUUAUUUUUGGAACCUUCGCCUAUUUGUUUUGACCCGAGACCUCCUCAGCGACUCUCAUGUACCCAAAUAAAGCUUUUUACUAUCGUUCCAUCAGUCUCGCAGCCACAACUUUACAUCAACAUCUACGUGUCACAGCCCAGCUAACACAACGCCUAGAAAAACUGUCCCCCAGGUUGUGGCUCUGCUACCUAGUACCGCGAGACAAGAUCGCAAAAAAAUAUUGCAAAGCCCCCCGGCCCUUGGCCCGGGAAUGAAGUGCGCCGCAAACUUUGCAAAGGCUUGACAGGGCUGAUAGCUACAAACUAGCAAGACUAACCGCAAACAAGAUGCAACAAAAACCAAAAAUAUGGAGCGACGUGUACAUAUACGAGAUUAAACCACUGAAAAGUAAGCUAGUAACUACCCAAAAGAGUUGUGGCUGCGAGAUCUCCUUUUUGUUCCGAUCGAAUGCUACCAAGUGAUUUUACGGCUCUAAGAGAUAGUCUACAAACCGGGAAGAAGACCCCGAAGAGCUGGGUAAGAUAUGGCUCUCCGAGGGACAAAAACGGAUAGGCGUCAUAGCCAACAAUUGACCGUUGCCUGAUUGCGGCGUAAGGGUGUUAUCAGCGGUGGACUCUCUUCUUCAUGUCAUAUAUCGGUUCGCCAAGCCUCGCUUACAGCUCAUCAUAAC